Messenger RNA from Cajanus cajan (pigeon pea), 705 nucleotides. RefSeq names its product Dynein light chain type 1 family protein. The record is from RefSeq and is a predicted model, not a curated record. Gene Ontology annotation, biological process: microtubule-based process. Gene Ontology annotation, molecular function: dynein intermediate chain binding. Lineage: Eukaryota; Viridiplantae; Streptophyta; Magnoliopsida; Fabales; Fabaceae. Gene Ontology annotation, cellular component: cytoplasmic dynein complex.
GUUUGUCCAUGUUCCAACAAGGAUAUGGUAGCACCAAACUUGAUCCAUAUUGGACCAUAAGGGCUAUUUUCACGGAAUCUUUUUGGUGGCCACAAAGAAACGAAUCCAUACGUGGAUGAUUAAUCACAAGCACAAGCCCUGUUCAUCCUUAAAUCACCACCACCACCACCUUCACCUUACCUUUAUUCCACUUUACACAACCUACUAGAAGCACCCUUAUUCUCCUUAUUUGGUUGAUUUUCACUAUCUUUAUCAUCUCAAUUUCACCAUGCUAGAAGGCAAGGCAGUGAUUGGGGAGACCGACAUGCUUCAAACCAUGCAACAGGAUGCCCUUAAUUUGGCAUCCAAAGCAUUGGAUUUCUUCGAUGUCACUGAGGCCAUUGACAUAGCCAGGUUUAUCAAGAAGGAAUUUGAUAGGAUUCAUGGACCUGCAGGAUGGCAAUGCAUUGUAGGCACUGAUUUUGGUUCGUUUGUGACCCAUUGUUGUGGCUGUUUUAUCUAUUUCUGUAUAGGCAACUUGGCAAUUCUGCUUUUCAAGGGUUCCGCGGCUCCAUAGGCACAACAAAAUCACUUUUCACCAUUAGAGGCAGAUAAAAAAAUCUUCAUUUCUUUCUAUUCAUAUUUAUGUAUUUUUUUAUAGAAAAUUUGCUAGUGAUACUCAUUUUGAUACUACUCUUUUUAUUAUUGGAUGUCACUUACUGAAAA